AUGAAUAUAAGGAAUCUCAAAACCCUAGCCCUUACUUCAUCAUUCCGUCACGAGCUUCUCUUAACAACGGUGUUAGGCCUAGCCCUCCAGUGCAAGGACCCACGAAAUCCUAACCCUAACUUUAUCGUUUCCGUGAUGAGGAGGGGGAAAGGGAGAAUUAAGGACAAGAAUAAGAGAAAAGAAGGCUCGCCGGAGAUAGGAGAUCGACUUCUGAGGAUGAAGACGCCUCAGAGAAGGGGAAAGAAGAAGGGGAGAAGGAAAGUAAUAGAAGAAGAGGAGGGGAGGAGGAGACUAGCUGAAGUUCUACUGCGGCAUUGGAACUCCGGCGAGUUUCUAGGUUUUAGGUGGAUAUUGGUCGCAGAGGAUUUAGAGAGAGAACAAAGAGAAUGUCUCCAAAAAACAGCCACUAUCUCCCUCGCUCUCCUCGCAAUUACUCUUGCUCUAACACUGUCCUCCGCCCAUGCCCACUGCCCUGCUUCAACGAUCCCUGGGAUCUUGAAGUAUUAUGGGUUACCGCCCUCGAUUUUCCCUGGUGAUGCUGUGAGCUUCAGCUGCGAUCCUGUCAACCAAAACUCCAUCAGGUUAAAUAUUAACUUGCGUGGUAAAUGUACCGUGGUUAACGAACUGGGUGCUAUUCAAAAUGUACUCAAGUGCUCAGAACAGAUAUCGGCGGUCUUAUCACAUGACAAACUGAGCGAAGUUAAGGGAGUGACUGUCCAACUCUAUGUUAAGCUUCUCCCUUGGCUCGACGCAGCACCAUUUGGUCCCCUCAUGACCAUAACCGGUGCCGAAGCCUCUUAUGGACUUUUUAACUUGAAGUUGUUUAUGUUUAUUUCUGACCAAGGUAACAGUCCAGCCUUCCCCUACAUGUUAUUCCCAAAUCAAGCUCCCAAGUGUUCCAAACUUGCUUUCUAUGACACCGUUGUUGCCAACAUCAACCAAGAUAUUCCUUUUAAUCCUAUUCUUGUUGCUUAAUAAGCCAAGUUCACGCUUCCACUCGCACGCAGUCUUGCACUUCACUUGCUGAUGCUUAUCAAUCGUUUCUAUUUUAUCGUGUAUGUUUGUGGUUUAUCUAUGCUUCUACUUUUUUUUGUUUGAAUAAAUCUGCUUAAAUGUAAGCAGCCCAUCAAUGUAAAACAGCUUGUACUUGUAUGAUCAUCUCAUUAUUUUUAAUCUACUACUUCUAUCAGUCUUA
Molecule: messenger RNA, 1195 nt
Organism: Chenopodium quinoa (quinoa)
Lineage: Eukaryota; Viridiplantae; Streptophyta; Magnoliopsida; Caryophyllales; Amaranthaceae
Exons: 3
Coding region: 1-975 (324 amino acids)
Source: RefSeq, a predicted model, not a curated record